This is a messenger RNA of Anopheles coustani, 668 nucleotides long. RefSeq names its product ribonuclease P/MRP protein subunit POP5 (gene Pop5). Gene Ontology annotation, cellular component: ribonuclease P complex. The record is from RefSeq and is a predicted model, not a curated record. The coding region runs from base 93 to 530 and encodes 145 amino acids. Gene Ontology annotation, biological process: tRNA 5'-leader removal. The transcript is spliced from 3 exons. NCBI's taxonomy places the organism in Eukaryota, Metazoa, Arthropoda, Insecta, Diptera, Culicidae. Gene Ontology annotation, molecular function: ribonuclease P RNA binding.
UUUGCUAUCUGUGGCAUAAACAAAACGUAUUUUUGUAAAGCCUACAGCGAACUGAGCGAAUAUUCUGCUGUUAGAAGAAACAGUGCUCAAAUAUGGUGCGCGUUAAGCAUAGGUACAUUUUGGUGCAAAUAAAAUACGACAAUCGACCGAAAGAUGAUGCUCCAAAAGUUACUUCAAAAUCGCUUUCAGUAUAUCUGAGAAAACAAGUAUCCAAAUACUAUGGAAAUUAUGGGGCCGCCACCGUGCAAAGGUUGCUUGUGAUGUAUUUUAAUGCCAAAACUCACCUAUGCAUCAUACGAACUCGUCACGGACCGCAUCGUUUUGUGACCAGCGUACUUCCGUUGCUCACGCAGAUGGAUGAACAUGUUUUCCGCUUCCGAACGCUCUACGUUGGUGCAACGGUUCAACAGUGCCAAAAAUUUGUGGUUAAAUAUCAGCAACGAUACAUCAACCGAACGAUCGGAUACUAUCAGGGAAUGGAACAGAAGCAAAAAAUGAUAGAAAACGUAACCGCAAUGGUCCGGCAGUAAUGUAUGUAUUUAAAAUCUGUUUUAUUAGGCAAAAAAGGAUUCUGGGCCCUAUUCUCAAGUUGGCUAAUAAAUAAUUGCAAAUGGUUUGUUCCGGAGAGGUGGGGCGCGCACGUAAGGAAAAGAGCAGUCCUUCAGUCA